GUCGUCAGUCGUGCAUUCGCAAAUUUUUCGUCUCAGCUUCAGAUUUGUCGUAUUAGUGUUCCAAAUUUUCGAGUCCACUCGUCGCUUAUAAUCCAAGUACAUAGUACGUACGUGUGUCCCGUUUUCUCGUAUUUCUAUACUUUCUCGUAUUUUGUUCAGUCAAACAGCCAACGGUAAUCGCGCAACAAUUGUAACUCUACGAUAACCCUACUCUUCGUUUUAUAAUAACCGUGAACGUGCGUAUUGUACCCGAAUAAACAAUGUUGAUCGAAUGUUCGCUAAUCAUCUAUGAUCUGGUCUCACCAGUAAGAAAGGAGUUAGUGUCACACAGGUCGUAUUUGUUUACCCAAAUAGUAACCGGCAAAUACUAUUUGUGCGUGUCGAACUCAACUUACGCGAAUAGAAUCCACUAUGACAUUGCCAUGUUGGAAAAAAUAUUGUACAAGAAUAUUAAAGAAAGGAAAAUGGGAUUGCUGUUCAAAGAUCCCAAGCAAGUGUUGAUGGCAACAGCCGAUAGCAGUGAAAUGCUCUAUUUGUUCUACCGUCAACUUAAUGACAUUAUUGAUGGGAAAAAUAUAAUCAUCGGUAAACGCCAUAAUUUACCGAAGAUAGAACAUAAUGAAAACUGUUAUAAUUUGGUUCGUUAUUCAAAUCCUCUUGAUAGUAAUGUCUUUGAUAACAUUCUCUUGAAGAUAAACCAUUUGAGUAAGAUUGUUAUGGAAAACUGUGAUCUACCAAAAAUUCCUAUAAACAUUGGCAAUCUACCUAUUAGAUAUCUGAGUAUAUCAGGCAGUAAUAUACCUACAUCACAAUUUGAUCAAAAUAUUUACUGGAAUUGGAUGUCUAUGAAAACAAUUAGUUGUACAUUAGUAGUCUUAAAAAUUAAUGCAAUUGGUUUGAAAUUAUUGCCAUUUGAAUUAUUGUUCCUAAAAAAUCUACAGAGUUUAUCUGCGUCCAAAAAUUUUCUGACAUUUUUACCCCACUUCAUCGCUGAAAUGAAAAAACUCAAUCGCUUAAUUGUUGCUGAUAAUAUGUUAACAUAUUAUCCUGAUCGUUUAUCUCGUAGAUCCUUUAAAACAGUUGAUAUAUCAAAUAACUUAUUUGAUGUACCUGAAUCUCUACGUUUUAAGCAUUUAACUAAAUAUUUGAAUGUAUUUGGAAGUCUUAAGAGACCAGAUAAAGAAUUAAAUGUAAAACCAUUAAGUCAUUUGUCAUUUUACUCUUUGAUUAAAACUCGUAUACCAUUUAUAAGACAAGAUAUACCUCAAACAUUGUGGUUAUUUUAUGAUGUAGUUGGUCGUUGUGCAAAAUGUAAUAAAUGUAUACUACCAGAUUAUUCUGUUAUAAGUCAUCGGAAUGGCUUACCUAGAGCUAUAAAUUUAAUUAAAGAUCAAAAUACUAUCAAUAUACCACUACAAUUUUUGUUAUGUCGAGUUUCGCGUCAUUUAUGUGUAAGGCGUUAAUAUUUUAAUGCUUAAGUUCAUGGGCGUCCCUAGGCGGGCAAGUGCCCCGUCUUGC
Messenger RNA from Melanaphis sacchari, 1518 nucleotides. RefSeq lists its product as uncharacterized. Lineage: Eukaryota; Metazoa; Arthropoda; Insecta; Hemiptera; Aphididae. The record is from RefSeq and is a predicted model, not a curated record. The transcript is spliced from 2 exons. The coding region runs from base 261 to 1463 and encodes 400 amino acids.